Molecule: messenger RNA, 3177 nt
Organism: Spodoptera litura
Lineage: Eukaryota; Metazoa; Arthropoda; Insecta; Lepidoptera; Noctuidae
Gene: Hepa
Product: heparanase-like protein
Cellular component (GO): extracellular matrix; membrane
Molecular function (GO): hydrolase activity, acting on glycosyl bonds
Source: RefSeq, a predicted model, not a curated record
GAGGAAGAGAACAGUCAAAUCGUGUGUUGUGCUGUGUUUAGUAAAGCUGAAACAGUUGGUGAUAGUUCUACAAACCGUGUGAGUCUCUAUAAAUUUAUAUCAAUUAUGUUUAUGUGAUAUUUUCGAAAUGUUAUCCAAUAAAAGUUUGGUGGCAGCCUGUGCCAUAGCGUUCUGCUGCAACGUGGCUUUAAUGGUAUUGUUUGUAAAGUAUAAUUCUGGAGAGAAAUGCUACAUUACAAUCGACGAGAAACAGGUGGUAACUUCCACAAUCCCAGACGACUUCCUUAGCAUCGGCAUCGACACAUCUGAAAUAGAACAUUACGAUAGAAUCGAGUUUGGCAAGCCGAGACUGCGACAACUUGCAGCAGCAUUAGCGCCGGCGCGUCUGCGCCUGGGCGGCACCAUGUCUGACCGACUUAUAUUCAGCGAGAAUGACAUUGUAGCGUCCUGUGAACACUGCCCUAAAGACUCUCAAUCUAAGUCAGCUUGUUCUGCUGUCAGAAAGUUAUGCAAACACAAGCAUUUGCCUUUCUUCAUAAUGACUGGUAAAAAAUGGACCGAAAUUAAUGAAUUUUGCAAAGCCACUAAAAAUAAAUUAUUAUUUGCAUUCAAUGUUUUGCUUCGUGAUGACCAUGGGUGGUAUGAUCAAAAUGCAAAAGAUCUUCUGGAAUAUAGUAAAUCUAAACAUUUCACCAUAGACUGGCAGCUUGGUAAUGAGCCAAACUCAUUUGAACAUGUUUUCAAUAUAUCUGUAACUCCAGAGAUGUUAGCCCAUGAUUUCAAGAAGCUUCGUAAACUACUUAAUGAAUUUGGCUACAAACAUUCCUUGCUAGUUGGACCAGACACAACUAGACCACAGCCCAAAAGACCUUAUUGCCUAGAGUACAUGAGGGAAUUCUUGGGAAAUGGUUCCAAACAAGUGAAUGUAGUAUCUUGGCAUCAAUAUUACUUAAACAGUCGCACUGCAACACUUGAAGAUUUCUGGAAUCCAAGUACAUUUGACUUAUUGAAAGAACAAAUUGAAACUAUGAGAAAUCAUACGAAAAAAUAUAGGCAUAUGCCUAUGUGGCUGACCGAGACAAGCAGCUCAUAUGGAGGAGGAGCACCGGGCCUUUCUAAUUCUUUUGCUGGAAGUGCUUUAUGGCUGGACAAGUUAGGUCUCUCUGCAAAAUACAAUAUUACUACUGUAGUAAGACAAAGUUUUAUCGGAGGAAAUUAUAGUCUUGUUGAUAAAAAGUUGGAACCUCUGCCAGACUGGUGGCUGAGUGUCAUUUAUAAGAAGCUUGUAGGAAGCAAAGUACUACAUGUUGACUGCAAAUGUUCUCCGUUGCAGAGAAUGUAUGUGCAUUGUGCUAAUAGGAAAUACACCAAUGAUACUUCAGCUAUAACUGUCUAUGCUGUUAACUUAGAAAUGGCUAAAGCAAGGUUCUUGUUAAAUGGCACUGCAUUGCAUGGAGAUAAUUUAAUAAUUGAUGAGUUCAUAUUGAGUGCUCCAUCUAAUAAUAGGAGAUCUAAGACUUUAUUAUUGAAUGGUUGGCCCCUAUAUUAUGAAUCUGCUUUGCCUGAUCUGGAACCUGUACGGUUAAAAUAUGGUAACCACAUCUCUAUGCCUCCAUACUCGUUAGCAUUUUGGGUUAUAAAAAAUACCUCCAUAAAAGUUUGCAUUUAAAACAUUCAACCGCAUUUACAGGUCUUUUAUCGUUCGUACUUAACAUUCCAGUGAGAUAUUACUGAGCCCCAAUGCAGAUCUGUUAUAUUUACAAAACUCGGUACCUACUGCUUAUAAGUCAGUACCUCAGUACCACUGAUAUUUAUGAUACUGAAGACAAUGAAUUUUUAAUUAUUUUAAUAAUUUAAUAAUAAAUAAUAAUCAAUUUUAUCUCAUGCACCCAACGGAUAAACUUUAAAUAACUUAUCUCAUCAAUACGAUAAUUUUUACUUGGAAAAAAGUAAUUCAAGCUAUGACAGUAUUUAUAAAACUCGAAUAAUGAUUUAUUUUUCAUAUGAAUAUUUUUAUACACAGGCAUUGUGUACGUAUUCUAUAGACAUACCACGACAACAAUUUAGUAAUAAGUUAAAAUAAUAAAAAAGAACUUAAAAUAUAAAACUUGAUAAUGAGUAAUAAUGACACUUGUUACAAUAUCUUCGCUUGCCUUGAAAAAUAAUAAUGUACGGGCUGUUUACAUUUUAAUAUCUCGAUUUCCAUAUUGCUUCGUCUUGACAAUAUAAUUAUCUUGAAUUGUUGACAAUAGCUAGCCUCGUCCACCAGUCAAGGAGAAUUAUUCUUCAUUUGACAUUGAACUACUGUCACCGUUUGAUAAGACUACAAUCUAAAUGCAUAAGCUAUGCCUAAAUAGUUCUAUAUAACUAGCAAACAAAGAUGUGUCUGUACGUAUGUUUACAUCUAUCAAUUAAUAGAGGCAAUUUGCUUUAGUCAUGUGACAAACCACGUAGCAUUUUUAGAUCUCUUUAUACACUAAAUGUAAGCUUGAAUGAAUGUCAUAUAAAGUGAUGUCAUCUUUUACUAUUGUUAUCUGUUAUUGUAAUUACAACAAAUAAUAUUUUCUAAUUAGAAUAGUAUGUGUAAUAUAAUGUCGGCAAAAGUUGACUAUUUUUCAAGUUUAGUAUAAAAAUGAAAAAUAGUCAACUAUUAAUAUUGUCGAAGUACUUUUGAUCUGUACAUUUGUACUUGUUUUAUAUAAUUCUUAUGAAUGUUGUGACUUGGUAUAAUUAUAAGAAACCUACUUUGUAAUCCCUGUGCCAUGCUUUAAAAGAACUUUUACGAAUAUUCUACUGAUAUAUAAAGGUGCUUAAUUACCUACCUAUAACUAAAUAGAUAUAUAAAUAAUGUUAUUGCCUUCACAGCACAUUGUAAUUCAUCAUAUUAUUCAUUUCUCAAACAAGGUAUUUUUAUUAAUAUGUGAAUUGUAAGUAUUUUGCAUAAAUUGCGUGGGACCAUCCCCGAAAUUGGACCUGUACUAACUGAAAUUAUGAAUCUUUUUUCAAAACUAUUACCAAUUAUUAAGAUCAAUGCUAUUUUUACACAUACAACAUUAGAUUUUUAUUUACAUAUAUACACCUCUAGAUACCUAUCCUGUGUGGAUAUAUAUAUUUGUAUAUUUAGUUUUAAAGAUAAUAAUUUGAGUUUAUACAAUCAGGAAAUAUUAUACCUAUAUG